AUUAAAUUUUUUAAUGUAAUAACAACAUUACUAUACAGCUGAACAACUUACUUAUUUAAUUGAUAAUCUAGAAUUAGGACACAACACUGAUCAUCUUAAGAAAUUGGCAGAAAGAAAAAUGAUUAGAUAAUCGAAUACAUAAUAUAAAUUAUAAGAUGAUAUCAUAAGAGAAUAAUAUCAAUAAUCUCAUUAAUAUUAAGAAAAGAUUUUAAAUACUUAUAGGUUAUUAUAAGCAUUUGAUAAUCCAAAUAUUAGUAAACUUCUUUUUGAACAAUUUGAUGAUGAAUUUUUGAUUAGUAAGAUUUAAUUUACUAUUUUUAGUUUAAAACACAGCUGAUUAAUGCAUAGAAUGGUUUUAUAGAACAGAUAACUAAUAAUAUUUUAAAGUGAUACUUGAAAUAUUUAAUAUACAAAAUGAUUUUUAAGAAGCUGUUUAGAAGAAAAUAGUCAAAGAUAUCAAAGCUAAUCAUGCAAAAGUUUAUGUUGUGAUAAAGAAUUUAACAUCAAUUUUAGAAGAAUCUUUUUUAAUUUCAAUAUAUUAGAAUCUUGUUUUAAAUUAUAGUUUUUGCUAUAUUUAUGAUUUCAAAAAUGUUGAUACUAUUAUUCGUUCAAUUUAUGAAUUAACUGAUUAAAAAAUUUAAAAUGUUGAAUCUUAAUAUAUGGAAGCCUUGUAUGAAUAGAGGAUUUUAGUAUUUUAAGAGCUUUUUAAUUUAGAUAAAGAGUAACUAGAGAAUUGGUAAAUAAAAAUAAACUAUUUUUAGUCUAAAAUAUUCUAAAAUAUAUUUGACACCUAAAUUAUAAUUUAAUCAUAUGUUUUAAGAACGAAUAAACAAAGAUUUUAACGUUUAAUAAAUAAAUAUAAUAGAAUGUUUACAAUAAGAAAUUAUAUUAUCUCUUCCUCACAUUCUAAAACAUAGUUUAGUUGAAUAAUUUAUAGGAACAAUAAUCUUAAACUAAAAAGUUUUAGUACAAUAUAUUAUUAAUUUAUAUUUGGAUAAGUUAAUUAAAGAUUAAAAUUCUAAAUUUGUAUAAUGCCUACUAAAUUUGAUAUCUAACCCUGAAUUAAAAUCACUAUAUUAUUAGAAUAAUAAAAAAAAACCAUUGAUGAGAGAAACAUUAAAUUAAUGCAUAGAAGACAUUUUUCAAAACUCACUAAAUAAUCAAGAUUUAAUUAAAUAAGUUAUAAAGUGUAUGUAUGAUUUGUAUAAGAAUGGAUUAAUGGCUAGAAAUUAAUUAUUGGUGUAUAUAAAAUAAUUGAUAAAAUAAUUGUGCAAUCAACAUGCAAGUAAAUAGAUCAACAUAAGAGAAAAUUAAAUAUUUUCUGGAUUAACAAAUAUCUCAAAUGUUAUAGAAAGUUCAAAUAAGGUGAAAGAUCAUGAAAUCAUAAGCUUAGAGAGAGUACUUAAAAGAAUCAUUUAUUAAUAUCAAUUUAAUUGGUUUGAUAUUGAAAACCUUAUUACAUUUGAAAGUUUAAGUUUGAUUGUUAAAUUGAUUACGAUGUAUGAUGAUAAAUAUUGA
Messenger RNA from Paramecium sonneborni, 1518 nucleotides. NCBI's taxonomy places the organism in Eukaryota, Ciliophora, Oligohymenophorea, Peniculida, Parameciidae. The record is from the annotation of a GenBank genome assembly.